UAUGACCUCAUAACAUCCGUACAUAUUAAAACCAACCAUACUCUAUUUUUCCCAAUUCCUUUUUCGCUUUCUCUCUCAUAAUUCUUUGAUUAAAGUCAUAAAAUUGAUUUAAAUCGAAACGCUGAAACAACAAUUACUGUAUAUAUAAAUUUUAAAACAUCCCCCUUUAACUUUCUCCCACUUUUUCUCUCACUUCGAGAUCCGCCAUUAAUACGGUUUCAAGCUUUUCUUUAUCAUUUUAUGGUUUAAGCUCUUAAUUCAUUACUUUUCCGAUUAUGAUGCUAUAAUACUGAAGAACUUGCUAAAUCAGGAGAAAAAGCUGGUUUAGAUGCAAGUUUUUUAUUAGAAUUUGGGACAGUAUUAGUGUUCAAUUCAAUUUUUAUUGAUUCUGUUUAGAAUCAGUGAAUUGAAGGGUUUUUGAGGGUUUUUUUUUUGUUAGAUGAGAAGAUUUUUAAGUUUGAAGGUCAACAAUGAAAGGGUUUGAAGGAGUGUCAUUGAAUAUGGAGAGGAGAUGGGCAUUUCCUCUUGUGAUAACCUCAGUGCUUUGUGUAUUUGUGUUAGCAUCAUGCUUUAACAUGGGACUUCUUUCGUCUAUCGGCUCUAUCCCCUCCAUCAAUACGAUUAUAGCUCAUUAUUCUAGGUCAUCGGUGAAUCAAACAAAUCCGUUGUUUGUCGAGUCAAUUGUGUCUCAGCCUCCACCACCACCUGCCCUGCCUCCGCUCCCUCGAUUUGCUUAUUUGGUUUCUGGAUCAAAGGGUGAUUCACAGAAGCUAUGGAGAACGCUGCAGGCGUUGUAUCAUCCAAGGAAUAAGUAUAUUGUUCACUUGGAUUUAGAGUCUUCAGUGGACGAAAGAUUGAGUCUGGCUGCACGAAUUGAUAAUGAUACGCUGUUUUCCACGGUUGGGAAUGUGCAUAUGAUCACGAAAGCAAACAUGGUCACUUAUAGAGGCCCUACCAUGGUUUCAAAUACACUACAUGCUUGUGCUAUUCUUCUCAAGAAAUAUAAUGACUGGGAUUGGUUUAUCAAUCUCAGUGCUUCAGAUUAUCCUCUAGUCACCCAAGAUGAUCUCAUAUACUCAUUUUCGAAAUUGGAUCGGAAGCUGAACUUUAUUGACCAUACUAGCAGACUAGGUUGGAAAGAGGCUGGACGGGCUAUGCCUUUAUACAUAGAUCCUGGGCUUUACUCAUCAAAAAAAUCAGACAUAUUCCGGGUUAACCCGAGAAGAAGUUUGCCUACAUCAUUUAAAUUAUUUACCGGUUCGGCAUGGAUGGUUCUUUCGCAUGAUUUUGUGGAAUACCUCAUUUGGGGAUGGGAUAACUUACCUAGAACCAUGCUUAUGUAUUACACAAACUUUGUCUCUUCUCCAGAAGGCUACUUCCACACUGUCAUCUGCAAUGCACCGGAGUUUGCUAAAACUGCAGUUAACCACGACCUCCACUAUAUUGCCUGGGAUAACCCUCCAAGACAACACCCACGGUAUCUUACCUUAGCUGACACCGAUAGGAUGAUUGGCAGCAAUGCUGCAUUUGCCCGGAAAUUCAGGCAAGACGAUCCUGCAUUGGAUAAAAUUGACCGGGAAUUACUUGGCCGUAUAAAUGUGAGUGUUACUCCUGGUCGCUGGUGUGGUGGUAAGCCACGUUGUAGCAAAGUUAAAAAUCCUGACAAGGUAAAACCAACUCGCGGAGCUCAAAGGCUUGGUCAGCUUAUACCAAGAAUAGUCUCAGCAGAGGCAUUCCUAACCAGGCAAUGUAAAUAGAUUUUUCAUGGAAGACUUCCUUGCUUGACUUAUAUCACACAUCUGAAACUAUGUGCAGAGAGAUAGUUUUCGCAUUGGGAGAUCAAGCUUUGAGAGAGCAUCAUCAGGGAGUUCUUUACAUGCUCAAAUAUAUAUCAUCGGACACCGAUGGAAAUUUCUUUUUCUGAUUUUUUGGGGGGAGAGGGUGGGGGGGGGGGGGGGGGGGGAGGUGCUCACAGAACAGUGAUUUGGCCUUAGCUGGGUUAGAUUUAGGACUAUUAUUGCUAGAUUUUUGUGGAUUGUUAAAACUAUACUUACAUUUUUUUUACUCUCUUUACAUUCGUGACUCCAUGAGAUGUAUGUUUCCUCACAUUCGAAAUAAGCUUAGUACAUAUGAGCUCCUUCAGUGUUGUUCUGAAGGUCCAAAAGUGCUAUUCUUGUGCAGAAAAUCACUUAUCUUUUGAUGUUUGACAUUAAUUAAGCCUCUCAGUUUAUUUUCUA
This is a messenger RNA of Chenopodium quinoa (quinoa), 2237 nucleotides long. Its product is annotated as beta-glucuronosyltransferase GlcAT14B-like. Gene Ontology annotation, cellular component: membrane. Bases 471 to 1757 code for a protein of 428 amino acids. Gene Ontology annotation, molecular function: glucuronosyltransferase activity. Lineage: Eukaryota; Viridiplantae; Streptophyta; Magnoliopsida; Caryophyllales; Amaranthaceae. The record is from RefSeq and is a predicted model, not a curated record. The transcript has 5 exons.